Molecule: messenger RNA, 2561 nt
Organism: Lates calcarifer (barramundi perch)
Lineage: Eukaryota; Metazoa; Chordata; Actinopteri; Centropomidae
Product: nuclear autoantigenic sperm protein (histone-binding)
Exons: 15
Coding region: 161-1870 (569 amino acids)
Biological process (GO): CENP-A containing chromatin assembly; DNA replication-dependent chromatin assembly
Cellular component (GO): nucleoplasm
Molecular function (GO): histone binding
Source: RefSeq, a predicted model, not a curated record
AAUCUCCCGCGUUCCAAGUUAGGCGGAAAUAGAAAGCCUUCUUUUCUCUAUUUAAGCGCGCCAACAAAGAGUCUCACAGGAUAUCUAACCGUACUUCAUUCACUGCACACAGGAGCGCUUGUUUUUCUCUCUCCACCGGCUCUACUAUCGUCCUGAAAAGAUGCCAGAGGAAACGUCCACCGCGUCCGGCUCCGGGAGUAUGGAGGAGAAGCCGUGCUCAUCAGCAGCAGCAGCUGCAGCAGACAGUUCUGUCGAUGUCAUGGAGGAGGCAAAGAAACUGAUCGGUACAGGGAACAGGCAUCUAGUGAUGGGAGAUGUUGUUUCUGCGGUCAGUGUUUUCCAGGAUGCCUGCAGCAUGCUAGCUGCAAAGUAUGGGGACACUGCAGAUGAGUGUGGUGAGGCCUUCUUCCUAUGUGGGAAGUCCCUACUGGAGCUUGCCAGGAUGGAGAACAGUGUCCUUGGUAAUGCCCUCGAGGGAGUCCCAGAAGAAUCAGAGGAAGAGGAGCAGCCUAACAACUCAAACAUUGAGAGUGCCAGCAACCUUGAUGAAAAAACAAGAGAUGAGCUACGAAAGCAGGUCUAUGAUGCAAUGGCUGACCAGGAAAAAACUGAGGCAGCUGACAUCAAGCUGAAGUCUGAAGAUCCAGAGAACACUGCUGAGGUGUCAAAAGAAAAUGGUGAGGUGAAGUCCCCAGUGAAACGCAUGAAUGGAUCAGAGAAGGCCUCAGAAUCCCCUGUGAACAGGGAAGAGAAGAGUUCAGUCCAGGAAGCCACAGUGAAUGGAGUUGAGAAGACCCCACGUGCUCCUGUGAACGGGGUGGGGGAAAGUCCUGCUAGGUCUCCUGGAAAAGAAACUGCAACAGAGACGAGGGUAGAGAGUGUUAAAGGGCAGAAUGGAGAGGCAACCAAGACCAAGCCAGAGGAUAAGGGAUCCAAACCAGAGGCUGAUCAGAACGAGGAGGAACCAGAGGAUGAUGAUGAUGACGACGACGAUGAUGAUGAUGAGGAUGGAGAGAAAAAUGGAGAAGAAAAGGAGGAGGAAGAAGUUGGGAAUUUGCAGUUGGCCUGGGAGAUGCUGGAGGUGGCUAAAGUCAUUUAUAAAAGAAAGGAAAGCAAAGACGAGCAGCUGAUGGCGGCCCAGGCAUAUCUGAAACUUGGAGAAGUCAGUGCUGAAUCAGGUAACUACCCCCAGGCGCUAGAAGACUUCCAGGAGUGUCUUGCCCUGCAGCUGAAGCACUUGCCUCCCCACAGUCGUCUGCUGGCUGAGACCCACUACCACGUCGCCACCACACUGUGCUACAUGGACCAGUACAGCCAGGCCAUCCAGCACUACAACAGCUCCAUAAAAGUUAUCGAGACCCGUCUGGCCAUGUUGCAGGAGGUGAUAGAUGCAGCAGAGGGAGCAGAUGGCGCAGCAGAGGAGAAGAACGAGAUGGAGGAGCUUAAGCAGCUUCUGCCCGACAUCAGGGAAAAGGUGGAGGAUGCCAAGGAGAGCCAGAGAACAGCCAGCACUGCCUCACAGGCCAUCCAGCAGACACUAGGUGGUGCCUCAACCUCAUCAGCAUUCCUAUGUGAAAAUGGGGGCCCUUCAUCUUCAUCAGCAUUUGCAACAGCCAGCCAGAUUCCCGUUAAAUCUGCGUCUGACAGCGCCUCGUCUUCCAAAGCAGUCUCUGACAUCUCCCACCUCGUCAGGAAAAAGAGGAAACCAGAGGAGGAGAGCCCAGUAAAGGACACUGAUGCUAAACAAGCGAAACAGGAAGCCACAAUUAAUGGCAGCGGUGACUCUAGUGCCAGCAACGGCAAAGGAGUCCAGGAGGGAAAAUCGCAGGAGCCUGCCAACCAGUCAGCCUCUGUCGAAUCUUCAGCGUGACGGUCUUCGUCUCUUUCCUGAUCUUCAAAACCAGCACAGCAUGCCUGUCCAGCCCCUCUCCACCUUCAGCAAUUUUGUUUCUGUAAAUAAGAUCCAUUUUCAUAGAUUUGUCUGUCCAGUUUUGUAUACUUGUAGUAAAAAAAAAAAAAAAACAAAACAAAAAAAACAACAAAAGAAUAAAGAAUUUGCAGAUGUACAUUUGUAUCACUUUUUUUUUUUUUUUUAAAGACUUUGAGGUUGUGUCUCAACCAAAAAACACUGGGUGCUGAUGGCAGCUGUUCCUGUUGGAGGAAAUGAAACCUGUACUAAUAAUUUGCCAACUUGGAUUUUUUGGCAUUUGCAUUAAGUCAACCAUUGGUUAAUAGUAUUCAUACAAAUGUAAGUACUUGACCUGAAUUGAGAAUAUCUGGAUUAAGGAUAGGGUUUUUCCACAAGAAUUCAUUUAUAUUUAAUGUGCAGCUGAUUAAUAGAUUCGCAGUGAAUGCUCUAACCUAGCAGCAGGUGCUACAGUCAUUUAUUCAAUUUGCAGCGAUUGUCAACUCUUGCACUCAUUGUAUAAAUGCAAAAGUUUCCUUCAAAAUGUGAUUAUUGAUAUUAGUAAUAUUUUCUGGUUUUCUUAUACUCUAAGAUGUUAAAUGGAAUAUGUGGAGUUUUGUACUGGUGGACAAGUAAAACAAGACAUUUGAAAACA